UUUACUAUCAAGAUCAAGAUCAAGAUCUUCGGAGGAAUCCUGAGCCUCUUGUCAGAUCAAGACAACAACAGUGAUGGAGGUGAAGAGACGUUCCUGUCCAGCUCCUGCACAGUUUUAAGGGCCAGGUGCCCUGCUGGGUUCUCAUGUGGCUGGGAGCAGUGCUGCAGUGAGGGGGUGAGGCCAGGCAGCAGCAUGACUGAGCAGCAGCAGCAGCAGCAGCAGCAGCAGCAGGCUGCCUCAUGUGUGGGGAGGUGCAGGCGUGGUGGCAGGAAUCACCUGGAAGCAGGCAGCUCUGUCCACAGAGGAGAAAGCAAAUUAGUGUGUCAGCAGUGUGAUAAAACCUUUAAAUCCAAAGAAGGGCUUAAGUUACACACCCUGGCACACAGUGGUGUUAGAAAUUAUGAGUGUGAAGAGUGUGGAAAGAAAUUUACCACAAAGGGUACCCUCACAACACACACCCUGACUCACAGUGAUGUUAAAAAUUAUGAGUGUGAAGAGUGUGGCAACAAAUUUACCACAAAGGGUGCCCUCACCACACACACCCUGACACACAGUGGUGUUAAAAAUUAUGAGUGUGAAGAGUGUGGCAAGAAAUUUACCACAAAGGGUGGCCUCACCACACACACCCUGACACACAGUGGUAUCAGAAAAUAUAAGUGUCUGCAUUGUGGCAAGAAAUUUACCACAAAGGGUUACCUCACCAGACAUACCCUGAGACACAAUGGUGUUAGAAAUUAUAAGUGUCAGGAAUGUGGAAAGAAAUUUGUCACAAAGGGUGACCUCACCACACACACCCUGACGCACAGUGGUGUUAGAAAUUAUGAGUGUCUGGAAUGUGGAAAGAAAUUUGCCAGGAAGUCUUACCUCACCAUACACACCCUGACACACAGUGAUGCUAAAAAUUAUGAGUGCCUGCAUUGUGGAAAGAAAUUUGUCAGAAAGUCUGACCUCACCACACACACCCUGACACACAGUGGUGUUACAAAUUAUGAGUGUGAAGAGUGUGGUAAAAGAUUUGUUACCAGUUCUGGGCUCAGUGCACAUGCCUUCAGACACACUGGCUUAGGGGAGUUCAAGUGUGACAUUUGUGGGAAGAAAUUUACCCAACAGUCUCGCCUCACCACACACUCCCUGACACACAGUGGUGUCAGAAAUUAUGAAUGUCUGGAAUGCGGAAAGAAAUUUACCCAACGGUCUCACCUCACCACGCACAGUCUGACACACAGUGGUGUUAGAAAUUAUGAGUGUCUGGAAUGUGGAAAGAAAUUUAACACAAAUGGUGCUCUCACCAAACACACUGUGAGACACAGUGGUGUUAGAAAUUAUGAAUGUCUGGAAUGUGGAAAGAAAUUUAUCCAACAGUCUCACCUCACCAGACACAGCCUGACACACAGUGGUGUUAGAAAUUAUGAGUGUGAAGAGUGUGGUAAAAGAUUUGCUUGCAUUUCUGAACUCAAUAAACACGCCUUCAGACACACUGGCUUGAGGGAGUUCAAGUGUGAUGUUUGUGAGAAGUGUUUCAAGACAAAGCCUGAAAUUGCCAGGCACAUGAGGCUCCACUUUACCACAAAGGGUGACCUCAUCACUCACUCCCUGACACACAGUGGUGUUAGAAAUUAUGAGUGUCUGCAAUGUGGAAAUAAAUUCAUCACAAGGUCUCACCUCACCACACACACCCUGAGACACAGUGGUGUUAGAAAUUAUGAGUGUGAAGAGUGUGGUAAAAAAUUUACUACAAGUUAUGAGCUCAAUGCACACGCCUUCAGACACACUGGCUUGAGGGAGUUCAAGUGUGAUGUUUGUGGCAAGUGUUUCAAGACAAAGCCUGACAUUGCCAGGCACAUGAGGCUACACUUUUGAGGUGGUGUGUUGUGUGGACCAGUGGAGUCACACCUGUGCCUGUGGGAGUGUGUGGCGGUGGUGGGCGGUGUGUUGUCUGUGGCGGCAGCUGUGCCCUUGUGUGCUGUGAGGGAGUAAUCAUGUGUCAGUGACUAGUUUUUGUGGGUUGUUCCUUUUCAACUUUGUAUUUAAGGUAAAGACUAACUUAAAAGUUUUGUUAAUGAUGUGUGGUGUUGUGUAGACUGUAAGUGAAGAAAUUAAUAUAUUGUAACCACUCUC
Molecule: messenger RNA, 2118 nt
Organism: Scylla paramamosain (green mud crab)
Lineage: Eukaryota; Metazoa; Arthropoda; Malacostraca; Decapoda; Portunidae
Product: zinc finger protein 585A-like
Exons: 2
Coding region: 193-1860 (555 amino acids)
Biological process (GO): regulation of DNA-templated transcription
Molecular function (GO): DNA-binding transcription factor activity, RNA polymerase II-specific; RNA polymerase II cis-regulatory region sequence-specific DNA binding
Source: RefSeq, a predicted model, not a curated record